Messenger RNA from Pipistrellus nathusii (Nathusius's pipistrelle), 726 nucleotides. Lineage: Eukaryota; Metazoa; Chordata; Mammalia; Chiroptera; Vespertilionidae. The record is from the annotation of a GenBank genome assembly.
AUGGGGGGCAAGCAGAGCACGGCGGCCCGCUCCCGGGGGCCCUUCCCGGGGGUCUCCACCGACGACAGCGCCGUGCCGCCGCCGGGAGGGGCGCCCCACUUCGGGCACUACCGGGCGGGCGGCGGCGGCGGGGCCAUGGGGCUGCGCAGCCGCUCCGUCAGCUCGGUGGCGGGCAUGGGCAUGGACCCCGGCACGGCCGGAGGGGUGCCCUUUGGCCUCUACACGCCCGCCUCCCGCGGCGGCACCGGCGGGGACUCGGAGCUCCGGGCGCCGGGCGGCGGCGGCAGCGGCGGCGGCGGCGGAGGGUCCGCGUCCGAAUCCACCUAUGCCCAGGGCAACGGUUACCAGGAGACCGGCGGCAGCGGCGGUCACCAUAGAGACGGGAUGCUGUACCUGGGCUCCCGAGCCUCGCUGGCGGAUGCUCUACCUCUGCACAUCGCACCCCGGUGGUUCAGCUCGCACAGCGGUUUCAAGUGCCCCAUUUGCUCCAAGUCUGUGGCUUCCGAUGAGAUGGAAAUGCACUUUAUAAUGUGUCUGAGCAAACCUCGCCUCUCCUACAAUGACGAUGUGCUGACUAAAGACGCAGGCGAGUGUGUGAUCUGCCUGGAGGAGCUGCUUCAGGGAGACACGAUAGCCAGGCUGCCCUGCCUGUGCAUUUACCACAAAAGCUGCAUAGACUCGUGGUUUGAAGUGAACAGAUCUUGUCCAGAACACCCUGCGGACUGA